Molecule: messenger RNA, 609 nt
Organism: Toxotes jaculatrix (banded archerfish)
Lineage: Eukaryota; Metazoa; Chordata; Actinopteri; Toxotidae
Product: transcription factor HES-5-like
Biological process (GO): regulation of neurogenesis; regulation of transcription by RNA polymerase II; anterior/posterior pattern specification
Cellular component (GO): nucleus
Molecular function (GO): RNA polymerase II cis-regulatory region sequence-specific DNA binding; DNA-binding transcription factor activity, RNA polymerase II-specific; protein dimerization activity
Source: RefSeq, a predicted model, not a curated record
AUGGAGAUUUGGGCGUAUAAAUACAGGGCAAGGCAGCAGAGAAGGCAGCUCAGAUUCAACUGGCUCUUCAAACCGAGCAGGACCUCUGACUCUACAGCUAUGGCACCCACUGUUUUUGGACAAGCAAGCUACUCUAAGGAACACCUGACUCCUGCCCAUAAGCUGAGAAAGCCAAUGGUGGAGAAACUGCGCAGAGACCGCAUCAACACCAGCAUUGAGCAACUGAAAUCCCUGCUGGGUCCAGAGUUCCUCAGGCAGCAGCCCGAUUCCAAGCAAGAGAAGGCGGACAUCUUGGAGAUGGCUGUGUCCUAUCUGAGGAACUGGCAGCAGCAGAAGCAGCAGCAGCAGCAGGUCAAUCUGACCUCUGGCCUGAUGACGGCCACUGAUGGCUACUCCCGCUGCGUGCAGGAGGCCGUCAGCUUCCUGUCCCACUGCGAGGUCCAGACUCAGGCCCACAGACGGCUGCUCAGCCACUUCCAGGGCCUGCAGGCGUCCAGCAGGAUCAGCCACAGUCCCUGCACCCUCUCACCUCCCGGCUCUCCCCUCCAUCAGGUCAGCUCCAGCAAGGCUGUGAGCCAGGCCAGCUGUGGACUGUGGAGGCCCUGGUAG